AAACUUCACAGGAGUGCGAAAAGGAAGGGAAAUUGAUGGCGACCCCUUCCGGCCUUUACGACUGGGUCCAGGAAGAUGGAGGCGCCCAAAUAAGGCAAAUUUCACAGCCCUCUCCCGCUCCUUCUAUGGCCUCAACAACGGAACAGGACGCGCUGCCCGAUAUGAGGUACCACGUACAGCUAGAUACUGG
Amoebophrya sp. A25 is the source of this 190-nucleotide messenger RNA. The record is from the annotation of a GenBank genome assembly. NCBI's taxonomy places the organism in Eukaryota, Dinophyceae, Syndiniales, Amoebophryaceae.